Haplochromis burtoni (Burton's mouthbrooder) is the source of this 1225-nucleotide messenger RNA. Its product is annotated as cyclin-dependent kinase 2-associated protein 1. Gene Ontology annotation, cellular component: cytoplasm; nucleus. The record is from RefSeq and is a predicted model, not a curated record. The coding region runs from base 210 to 596 and encodes 128 amino acids. Lineage: Eukaryota; Metazoa; Chordata; Actinopteri; Cichliformes; Cichlidae. The transcript is spliced from 4 exons.
AGCGUGCGCGAAUUUGGUCGCUUUGUGGUGAAAUGUGCUUCUUUUAACCGUUUUCUUGAUAAUCCGCAGUGGAUAGUAGCAAUGUUAAAAAGCACAGUGGGUGUCAAUAUAAAGUGACGGCCAUAUUUGCCGGUGCCGCUGUUGUAAACAAAAAGUGAGAGACAGACGCUUCACUGAAUUUCGGGUCAUUUUUAUUUCUUUAAUUUACAAUGUCUUUGGGAAUGUCUUACAAACCCAAUGUCCAUCAGCACAUUCCGGGAACUUCUGGGAACCAGGGAGUUGUUUUUGAAUUGUCCACAGUUGCAAACCUUCAGUCUCCCUCAGCAGCUAACCUGGCCACGCUGCAGUCCUACAGGCCCCUUCUGAGUGACUACGGACCUCCUUCUCUGGGAUUUUCACAGGGCUCUACUGGCAGCCAAGUGCCUCAGAACAAAUAUGCAGAGCUGCUGGCCAUCAUUGAAGAGCUCGGAAAGGAGAUCAGACCCACAUACGCUGGAAGUAAGAGUGCAAUGGAGCGACUGAAAAGAGGAAUAAUCCAUGCCAGGGGGCUGGUGCGUGAAUGCUUGGCUGAGACUGAGAGGAAUGCAAGGUCCUAGCUAAAAACGCCCAUUCCUCCCUGCAAGAACUACCUUUCAUGAGGAGAAAAAAUAACUUGCAUGGCGUUUCCUUUGCAAGGAGGAAGUAAAUGAACAAAGGAUGGAACAGCAAGCUCCUCGAGAGAGAGAGAGAAAAAAAAAAGAAAUACAGUAAUGCAAUUUGUGACUCCUGAGAGCUCUGGAGGAUAAUUUCAAUCAUGUGUGGGUUAUUGGAACUAAAAUGAGAGAUAUCAUGUGUUUGUUUGUUUGUUUGUUUUUUGGUUGUUUUUUUUAUGCCCCAUUUUUUUGGAUCAUAGUUUUGACUUCAUAUUUAAAGCAUUGGUUUAUGCAUGCAAAUGGGCCCAUAGGUUAAUUGUAGACACUGCAUGGAGUAUACAGGUGUAGAUGGGGAGGACUUUUUCUUUGAAUUUUUUUUAAACUUUGGGUUUUUUUGGUAGUGGUUGGUCUGAUUUUCAGACCCCUUUAACACCUAGCUAAGUAAGGGAGGGACAGAGACGUGCCAAAUGCAUCGGUUGAUUCGUGUUGAGGUUGGUUUUGGUAUUAAAGGGAGGGAAAAAAAGGAAAAUGCUGUUAACUUGCAUCUUUGUAUGUAUUUAUUACUCAGUGUAAUAAAUUGUAUUUUCAAUAUA